Messenger RNA from Macrobrachium nipponense, 8619 nucleotides. It is a transcript of the gene HPS1, whose product is annotated as BLOC-3 complex member HPS1-like. Gene Ontology annotation, molecular function: guanyl-nucleotide exchange factor activity. The record is from RefSeq and is a predicted model, not a curated record. Gene Ontology annotation, biological process: vesicle-mediated transport. Lineage: Eukaryota; Metazoa; Arthropoda; Malacostraca; Decapoda; Palaemonidae. Gene Ontology annotation, cellular component: BLOC-3 complex. The transcript has 9 exons. The coding region runs from base 131 to 2143 and encodes 670 amino acids.
CCUAGCCUUAAGUGCGCGUAGCAGACGUUUUCCUGUCAGGUGAGGCGACGUCAGAGUAUUAGGGUUACACCAAAGGACCAGGUAAACAUUGGAGGGUGCUGUCAAGUUCAACGAGCGAAGACAACCCAAAAUGCUGGCCGUGAUCAUUUUCGACCAGCUCAACGACGUCGUGUAUCUUCGCUGCGAUCACAAAUUCGUACGUCAUGUCCGAACAAUGGCAGUUGGUCAAGGUCUAUUGCAAGAUGUGGAGGUCGACCCCGAUGAGGUUGCUCAGUUGGAUCCAAACAUCGUUGUGCAACUGUUUUCUCCACUUGUGACAUCACAGCGUAUAAUGGCUACCCAGUUUAACAAUCCUUACACAUCAGUAUCUUGCCAGGAUGGAACGACAGUUGUUUUUCAAGAAUAUGCAGGCUAUCUUUUCGUUGGGGUUGGACACCAAGAAGAGGCACAUCUCCAGCGUAUUAUCAGUGUGACAAUUCGCAUAGUUCAGCUCCUGGUGGGGCCUUGUAUUACGGUACUGAAAAAGAGUGGGGAGAAGAGUUGUAUGUUGGACAAUCUACUAGAAGCUUGGCAGAACCUAUAUUCCAAAGAGCAGAGUUACCUGGUUGAAGCUGUCGAGAGGCUUGUUGUCAAUGCUGAGCUCUCUGGUGCUGCUGUCAAAGCUCUUGCUGCUGUUAUUGACAAAUUAAAGUCUUCUAAAGAGCUAACGCCAUGCCAUGCCCUAUUCUUUGUUAGAAACAAAUUACUUGCUCUUUAUUCUAGCCGAAGUGCCCAAGAACUGAGUUCAUCUGACCUUCUUUUUCUCAACAUGUUAGCCGAAGCAAUUCAGGUUAGAGAAGGUGACUAUAUGGAGGAGCGUGCUUCAGAAAAAAAUGCAGAAAGCCCUGAUGACAAGAAAGAUGACGAUGGCAUCGAAUUAGAAUCUGAUUCUGGCGAGUUUUAUAGUAUUCCCAAUACUCCCAUGUUGGGUAGAAGCACUCCUGUCAUGGAAGAUGAACCACAAGGCAAGAUUCGAAGUUCAAUUUUGUUGCUACGCUCAGACCUCUGUCAACUGACACCACACAUUGUUCAUUAUGAAACACUGUCCGAGGGUUUGUCCCUUGUCAUCGUCUCAGAGGUCAAUCGAACACAGCUAUCAAUACAGUUGACUACCUUAAUGACAGCACUGGAUGAAAUGGUGUCAGGAAAUGUCAAUGGCCGUGGAAAACUAUUGCUUGAUGUGUGUGAUACAGUAGUCAGAAAAUCUCAGGAGCUUGCUAAACGUCUUCCAAGAGGGAAGGCUGCAGAGCGUUCUGAAAAAGCAUUACAGCAGAUGGGGCUCCGAUGGGAUAACAUCAAGAAGAGUGGAUUGGAAGAAUGGCUAAGAAAUGGGGUUGAUUCAGAAGUCCCAACCAAAGUAGAUGCAUCACUAACAUCUCUUGUAGAGGCUACUCGGUCUGCUUGGCGGGUUUGUUGUCUUGGAGUCAGUUUAGCAACUGCUGCUAGUUUGGUUGAGUCAGCAGUUGCAAUUGCUUCUGAGCGUAUGGCUGAUUACUGCCACUUUUUAGAAGUUAAGGCUUUGAGAAAUAUGACUUUAGGUUGCCGCUCUGCCCUCACUAUAAAUAAGUAUCUUGAAGAGUUUCCAGGUUUGGUUCAUUUUUUGUAUGUUGACAGAUCAAAUCACCAACUCACUUCUCCUACUCUAAUGAUGGAGGAUGCUGGAGAAACUUCUAAGGAUUCUGAGCCUUCGGCUAAUGGUGCACGUGCUCUAACGGUUGCUCGUGUGUGGUCCAUGGUGGAAUUUGCCCGUUCUCAUCUCUCAAAGGGUCACUUGUCUCUAAUGUGGAAAGACACUACUUUCAGUUAUGCAUAUUUCUUAUGGUUUGAAGAUAGCAGUGGUAACCCACUGAAACCAGGUGAAAUUGAAGAAGGUAUUCAGGAAAUGUUGCCUUUGCCUGGUGUCCUCUGUGAGGAUUUCUACAGAUCUCUGACCACACAAGCAUUCCCGGGGAUGGAUCCCAGCCGUUUAAGAGUUUAUGAGUUAUUCUGCAUUCAUCUUGGCCUUGCUACAUCGCCUUGUGUUUUAGAACAUACCCGCAGACUUGCUGCAACUAUCUGGGAAGUUGCAGGACCCAUUGAUGCUAAUCCAGCAGAUUUACUGUAAAGUCUUAUCCAAUGGUUGCUUGCACCACUGCUGAUCCAAGGAAGCAUUUUUUGCUUUAAUGGAUUUUUAUAUCUCAAUUAUUCUAGAUCUGCAUUUGGACGCCUUGCAAAAAAUUUUUUUACUCUAGAAAAAGGAAUGGUUAAAGGUAUGAAUUUGCAAACUUUUAGCCUAUAGAUUAUUGCACAUGCUGGACACCAUUCCAUUCAGGUAUAUGUUCACAUGGCCGGUGAUUUGAGAAUAAAUUGAUCUAUUUUCUUGGUUACAUUUAGUUAUGUAUAUUUUGGUUCCUGUGUACACUAGUCAAUUUUAUACUUGUGCCAAUGAACGGAUGCAAAUUCUUAUGAAUGCUUACCAUUGAAUACUCAUUCCUUAACUGUAUUUUAAAUGUUAUAUUUUUAAUAUUUUAUUUCCUUCAGUCAGAAUUGCGGAAAAGUUAAAUGUUUAUGAAUAUUGAUUAAUUUUUGCUUUUGGUUUUCCUCCUCUUUUUUUUCUUUUUUUACUUGCUUUAGGUACCAUGACAAUCGCUGAUUUUUAGGUUAAAAGUGCAUUAUUCUGGAGUAACGUGACACACAUUUGGUCAGUUUGACUUGUAUUUGUUUGUCAUUGUCAGUCAUUGUAUGUGUAGUGGCUAUUCACUGGUCAUUGUGAUAAGAAUUAGCAGUGAUUUAAAGGUUCACCUUUCAAUUUUACUUUAUUAUUGUUAUCUGAUAUACCUAAUUUACUAUUUUGUUAAUAAUAGGAAAUUUUAUUAUGUAAGAUAUGUACAUGCAUUAAGAGAGAAUGAAGAAGUCUUAUUUUGUUAAAAUGCAUUAAUUCAUCAUGAUAAUGCCCAAAGCAGAAUGACAGUAGAAGUGGUAGAGAUACCCUUUGUUUUGCUACAACUGACUGGAAGCUUUGACAGAAAUAGCAAACAUGGCAAUGAUCAUACUUUCAUAAAGCUUUCAAAUGAAUCGAUGGCUUCCCCUAAGAAAAAUUCGCUCAACAUUUUACAAAUUGAUAUUGAAACAGGUGAUUAUGAGUGGGAAGGUUUCACUUUUAAAUUUGUGAAAUCUAUAUUUAACAUUUACUGUACUUUGAGUGAGAAAAGUCAGCUCAGGAAAGUGUUCAUCUAUUAUUUGUGAAUACCAUUAAUUUACAGGACCAGUUUUGUACCAUCAAAAUUUCUAAAUUGCAUUCACUUAGAAAGGGUCCCUGUCUUUGAUACACACAAUAUUUACAUUCCGUUUUGAUUUUUGACGAUACAUUUUUGAAUAGUGAAGUAAUCUUUCAACACUGUGUACAUUUUACCUUCUGGUUUCAAGUGCUUUCUUUAAGAUGAAAUUUUUACAUUAAAUUAUCUUUGAAAAUUUGGAGCUUUCAGUAAAUGAAAAGUGUUAGUAAAAUGCACUUUAAUCUGUAUAUGUGGUGUCUUUACAGAACUUAUUUUAUUACUAUUUUCUGUAAAGUUUGCUUCUUUUAUUUAAAGUGUUGACAAAAGGUGGUUGUGGAUCCUAAAUAUCUAUCCAAUUUGAAGAAAAUGUGUACUUUGUUGUUAGGUUUCCUUGGUGAAAAUUUGCAGUUGCUGUAAUGUUGACUCUGUGCAUGUACAAAUGUCAUUAUUUAUUUUUUGUGUAUAGAUUUUGUCCCUUGUAUCUACAGUUUUUAUAGUAGACCAACUACCUUUGGAUACUUAAGCUGUGCUUUCCCUUAGAUAUUCAAGUUGGGUAAGAUUAAAGUUUCUCUGAAUAUAGGAAAUAAAGACUUUAGUGAGAUCUGAAACUAAAAAGAACAGACCUUAGUUUACUUUUUGUCUCAUAGAAUUAAGCUUUAAUCGCAUUUGGUAUAUUAGGAUAGAAAAUGUGACAAACAUGAAUAGUAAAUGUAAUCUUCAUUAAAACAUUUACUUCUUUGCUAAGACAUUUUUUGUUUGUGUUUCAUUAUUUGGAUAAUUUUCUUAUACACUAAACAAACAUUUACCCCCAAAGGGAACCAUUAUAAUAAGCAAAUUGGCCGUAAAAGUAAACAAGCUAUAAAUAAUUCGUCUUUUUAUUUUUGUGUAAUUUGGAUUCAAUCUUUUUCUAUCAGUGGUGGAAAAUUGGUGAAUGCGCUUGUUACUGUUGGAUAUGAAAGUGAUGUUGCUGUUUUUGAUCUCUCAGCUUGACCAGCAGCAGGAGUUUUACAUCACUGUAUGAUUUUGAUUGAUGCAGUAACAUUUUGGAAAAUGUUAACAGUAGCUGAAUAUGAGUUCUGUGUUGAUUAGUAAAUAUUGUAGCCAGUGACUUGGUUUAGCUUUAUAAAGGACCAGAUAACAAAAUAAAAAGAAUAAGAGAAGUAUAAAUGUAGUGGUAAUAAACUUUCCAGGCAGAUCAAAUUGUUAGCAAACACAGGAAGGUGCUUAAUUCAUAUUCAGGAAGUAGCAAGUGAUAUGUUGCAAUGUAGCUAUGACAAUGUGGACUUUGAGUUGUUAACACUAUGUGCAAUAUAAAUUUCUUUUGACCAAUUUAUCAUAAUUGUGUAAAUGGUACCAUUUUAUGAAUAAUUUUUUGCUAGAAUGAGUGUUCUGGGUCCAGGGGUUUGUUUAGGUGUCAUAGUACUAGUAAUGGAGGUGGGUAAGUUAUGUCAAGUGAACUUUUGUUCACUUAAUGAAGGUGCUGAGAUGUAGUUGAUCAUGGGGUAUGUCAACUUUUAUUAGUUUGACAUCUAGUGCAAAACUGAAAUUAAUUUCUUGGUUUUUCUUGAAUUUUUAAGUUUUGCAACUUAAUAUAGCCCAUCCUUUAACAAGAGUUUUAUCACCACUUUUCUCUUUUCGCAUGUCCUGUGUGAAUCUUGUAUCCAUGAAGCCUGGGUUAGGGAAGAAGGUUGCCAAUGUUAUGACAUAGGCAGAGCAGCUGUGAGUUUCCCAAGAUAAAGCAUUGGAAAGAGUGCAGUGCAUUUUGAUCCUGUUGCUCUUCAUAAUCACUGUCCUCGUUUAAUUAUGAGUUAGUUUUAUAGAGUUUCAGUCAUUAAUUUUCUGAUGCCAAGCUGACAUUCCACAGUAGACUGAUGUAUGCAUUUGCUCACCCAUUAACUUUGCUGAUUGUUAGAGUUGGAUUAGUUUCAGUAUUAGCUAAGAAAUAGUUUGUCCAUGACUUAAGCUAGUCAGUUUUGCGAUUUUAGUAAGAAGGAAUUUGGUCAUGUGUCCUUUCUGCUUGUCAAGACUUUAAAAGUAUAUACCAAAUUUGCUGUUAAUUUGGAGCAUUUAUUUGCAUUUGAGUGUAUUUGCAGGACUUCAUUUUGGUGAUAUUUUGAAAUUUGUAGAACUGUCUCUAUUGUUAAUAUUGAAUAAAUUGCUGCUCAUUAUGUUUGAAAAGUUGGUCACAAAUUAUGUACACAAAAAGUUAAAUACCUAAGAAAAUAUACCACUGAGUUAGCUAAUGAAGUGCUUUGAAGUUCAUGAAUUUGAUUUGUAGAUUGUCUGCUGUUUUAUGCUAUAUAUUUAGUGUGAUGAAGUCGGAGGUUUCUUGGUAGAGAAUUAACUUGUUACAUUAAAAAAAUUUGUUGGCUGUAGACAAUUUAUAUCUUUAUAUAUUUAUGUAGUCUACGUAGAAAUGUGUGUUAAAUGUUCCCUUAUUUUAAGAUUGGAAGGGAGCUGAUGUCUGGUAGUAACUUAUCAGAGAUAUGCUUACUGUUAAGGGAACAGUUAUAGCUAAAAUAUUUUUGAAAGAGUACUGAGUAACUUUUGUACUGUAACAAAAUUGACUUGAUAAGUUUACCUUAUUCUCAAAAUAGUAUACACUUCGCAUUCAUACAUUUCAGUUUCUUUAUAAAGCUAGGACUAGAUGUGACUCUAACUUAAAGUGAAAAAUAGAGGUGUUUUCACCCUUUUCAGUCAUGAGCUAUAUGGUUAUUUUAUAUACUAUAGUGUACAUUAAUGCACCAUUUUGCAUCAUUAACUAUGCAGCUGUUUUAUACAUAGUUUGUAUUAAUGACAUUCCUUUUAUUUAUUGUUUUUGUCAUGGUCUGUUGCUUUAUUUUGUAGUUUAGCGAAGGGCAUAGUAACAAUAUUCCAAGAAAUGGGUGGAUAUAUGGUGAUUUGGAAUAGAGUAUUUGAAAAGUUAAGCUGUUUAGGUGUUAAUUCCUUAUAAACUCCAUAUUUCCAGUUUUCAUUGUUUUAGGUUACACUUUUGAGCCUUGAAAGAAAAUUGUCUAGCUGAAGGUUUUACUUCUGUAUACACAGAUUAUAUAUUCAUGUGUUAUGUUUUACCUGAUCAUGGGAUCAGUCAGUCAGUGUUUCUAUACAUUUGGAUGUCCCAUAAUUACUCGUGAAUACAUUCCUUGUGGUUGACUUGUGCUGCCAAAAUCGUGAGGAAGAAGAGUUAAUAUGUUGGGAGGUGAAAUUGUUCUCUCAGUCCUCCAUAUCUACACUUUUGAAAUCAUGCAACGAAACUUUUUGUAAACUGAUAGGGUAAGUAGGCAAAAUUGGCUUUUGGGCUUUGAUGAAAAUUUCACAAUGACAGAUUCACCUCUGAAUGAUGCUGCAUUCCCUGCCAAAGACGUAAAAGCAUUAGGGGUUCUUCUACUUAUAGUGUGAUACUCUGUUAUUUAUUUAAAAUUAUAUUAUUUUAUAGGUUUUUAUUAAGAGUAAAUCAAACUGCAUAUCUUUAAAUUGUGUACAACUGUUAUUGGAAAUUAUUUUCAUGUUUUGGUAGUGUUACAAGGCAAAACACAGUACCUACUAUAUGAUCUCAGAAGCUAAUGUUCAUUUAUACUGUCAUAUCUAUAGGCUGAUCUUUUCAUCAAAUUUGACCGAAUCUAAACAGUAUUGUUCAUCCUGCUGUAACUACAUCACUUUUGUUAGUUUGUACUUGACAGAUGGCAAGUUCUCUUGUUGUACAUGUGAUCUUUCAGUUGUUAAUGAGUGAAACAGUCUAUCCAGAAGUUAAGUAAAAAAUGAAGACACUAGUGAUUAGUGGUGUAACCCCAAUGGCAAAGUAGUCACCAAUUCAUUGUUUUAAUAAUUUUUUUAAACAUGGCAACUGAUUAUUAUACAUAACUCCAUUUGACAUAAUGCCAACUAUGUGACUAUGAUAAUCCUAAUUUCCCUUAAAAAGUGGACUAUUGUUACAUAUGAUUUGAGUAGUGUAUUGCAAUAUGGAUUAGAAGUUGGCAUACUACCUGAAAGAUGCAAAAUGUUUCCUGAUUUUACAACAGUUUGUUCCGACACGUUGUACAAACCCUCGGUCCUUUACAUAAGGAAUAGUGAUUCCUUAUGUUAAGGACCUCAGGUUUGUAUAGUUAGAAAAAAUACAAUUUACUUUCAAAAAUUGUAUUUUUCCUAACUAUAAACCUGAGGUCCUUUACAUAAGGAAUUACCAUUCCUUAUUUAAAGGAACGAGGGUUUUGUAUAGUUAGGAAAAAUACAAUUUGCUUUCAAAAAUUGUGAUUUUUACAAGAGAAGAGUGACAAAUAGAUAGUGCUACUUCUGAUGGCAAAUAACUAUUUGGAGAAACUAGGAACUGCUCUUACCUGAGUUGCCAGAGGUAGAUAAACUACACUGUCACUAUAGAAACUUACCAUUUUACUCUUCUGCUGAUACAGUAUUUUAGUUUUUCAAGCACACCCUGCAACUGUAAUGAUAACGACUGUUAUCUCUAGAUAAGUCAGGUGCUGCUGCCUUUUGCUAAUAGAAGCAAAUGCCAGCAACAUUAGGUAUGCAUAAUGCUGCUGCUUCUCCAUAUAUGGUCAUUACUGGCUGUGCACAUUAGAAGCAUUCAAAAAAAUUUUUGUUCCGGAAAUUAUCCAAGUUUGGGUGUUGUGUUGCAUUUUCAUUGACCAAAGAAGUUUUUUUUCUGGUCCCAUAACUUUCAGCUUUACAUUUUUACGAGGAAGUACUCUCCAUGAUAGUACCUUUGUUAUGCAAUCAGUUGAGUUUUGGAUGGUCUGGUUCAUUGUCUACUGACAGAUUACAGUACAUAUGUGUAAGAUAAAGAUUUGAAAUGAGUUUAAGGAAAUUGUCAUGGUUUUUACAUGGUGUGAUCUAUAUUGAAUAAGGACAAUUGUGCAGCAGUACUUAUGUACAUAUUAUAAGCAUGAGACUGAAAAUUACCUUGUACUUUUUAUAAUAUGAACCAUGACGUAGAGUUUAUUAUCUCAAUGAAUGUAUGGUUGAAAUGUUACAUUCCAUGACAGUAGUCAAUACAUGUGCCAACAUAUUUACAAAGACAUUCCAUAUUUUCUUGUACAGUUAUAAUGUGUAACCUGUAAUAUUUUUUACUUCAUGAAUGGUAUUAUUGUAUUGAAAUGAAGGUUAUAAAGUGGCUUGUAUCUGUAAAAUAGUGUCUUGGUGACAAUGAAACUUGUUAAGAUUUUACUAAAACUCUGCUGCUUUUUAGUUCCAUAUCUAUAUACCAAUAAGUUGAGUUAUACUUCAGUUGAGACAGGGAGCACUCUUGAAAGUAUUAGAUAUUGCAAGGUUACUCAGUUUUAUUGAUAAGAAUAUUAAGAAUAAAAAAAUAUUG